Molecule: messenger RNA, 794 nt
Organism: Laccaria bicolor S238N-H82
Lineage: Eukaryota; Fungi; Basidiomycota; Agaricomycetes; Agaricales; Hydnangiaceae
Exons: 3
Coding region: 1-744 (247 amino acids)
Source: RefSeq, a predicted model, not a curated record
AUGUCUUCAAGCUUCCCAGAUCCCACUAUAAUCUCUCGAGCUCCAGGCGGGCCAAAAAGACUCGGCCACAAAUGCAGCAAUUUUGAAUGUGCAGCUCGAGGAAGCGAAACGACGCUCAAAGUCUGCGCGAGGUGUAAAGCAGUAAAAUAUUGUUCUCGCCAAUGCCAAACGAAAGACUGGAAAAACCACAAACCAGCAUGCACGAACAACGCAGAACACGCCGCCCAACUCGCUCAAGCCGACCAAUCCGGCAUCCUCGCACACUCCCUUCCUCAGGGUAUAACACUAACCGAUCUCGACCAGCGCCUCGAAAAAUGGAUCAAAUUCCACAACUCAACCCUAAUGGCCGCAACCAUCCACGCCCUCGCCCUCCCACGGGACAUCAAACGCUCUCGAACGCACAUCGUACGCAUGCAGGUGAGUUAUCGGGAGGACAAUAACGGUGCCCCCGGGAAAUUCUUCCGCGUCGAUAGGGCAGAGGCGAUCGAGAUGGAUGAGGCGAGGAGGCUUGGGGGAGCGUGGCCGGAGAGUUUGGUGCAGGUUGCGAAGCUGCGCGAGGAGAGUGAGAAGAGGCGGAUGGGGACGGUUUCUGCUAUUGGAGUGGAGUGCUAUCCGCUUGCGGUGCAGAUUGUGCCGUUUGGGUCGUUGAGGGAUUUGAGCCCGUUGGAGCUUGUGAAGGAUUGGGAGCGGGUGUUGAAGAGGGAUGUGCAGAAUGCGAAGAAAUUUACAAAGUUUGGGCCAUGAGAAUGUCCUUCUUACCUGCAUCUGCCAAUAUCAUACCCCUCACGAACACA